GUGUCAAAAAGGUCAAACUACGGGUUGUAUGUUGAUUAUCGAAUAAAAAAAAUUGUUUAUCAAUUGCGGAGAAGCAAAAGGAAAUUAAAUAUGAUAAGAACAUAAACCUGCUCCAAUAGAUAAGGACGUAUCGGUCACAAAUUACCAACAUAAACAUAUAAUAAAAAACCGGAGCCUGAAUCAUGCGAUUUCGCAACUUCAUAUCGUCGUUUAGGACUAGAAGGGCUAGAAGACCACUUACUGACUCUGUAAGCUUUGAAAACUUUUGCAAUGAAACUGCCACAGGCCGUUGUACAGCUCCAAAGCUUAAGGAAUCUUCUUUAAACAGCUCGUUUGAAAUUUCACCCGCUAAAAUAGAUGCCUACAACUAUAAAAGGUUUGCUAGGGAACCUGAAACCUUGGAAAUUGAAGGCACAUCUUCCCGUCCAAACCUAGCCACUAUUUUACUAUUCAUAAUUCUUUCGGCUGUGUUUCUGAUCCUUCCAAUAAUUUAUUUACUAAAUUGUUUUGAUAUCAUUUAUGAGCAUCAUAAUCUAAAGCACAACCCUAUUGUGCAACCAAAUGGAGAACGCUAUUAUCCUAGUGAAGAGCUUCAUAAGCUCUUAAAUGAUAUACAAAAAGAGCAUCAACGUAAAAUUGCUCUACCAUCUCCACCCAAGCCAGAUUAUGGAGAAUGUAAAUUGUUAAAAGAUGAUGAAAAAUUUGACUGUUAUCCUGAAGAAGGGGCUAAUCAGGAUGGGUGUGAAGCUAGGGGCUGCUGCUGGAUACCUGCUAAAACCAAGCCCAAGAGAUACAAGAGUAUUGCCCUAGAUGUUCCUUACUGCUAUUACCCACCAAACUAUGAGACAUACAAAUUUUUAAAUGUGACCCAAACAGCUUUUGGCUUAGUUGGAUUCCUCAAGAGAAAUUACAAGAGUGCUUAUCCAAAUGAUGUGGAAAUUAUUAAGUUAAUAGUGAAGUAUGAGACUGAGAAUCGCCUACACCUUAAGAUUGUGGAUCCUAUAAACCCAAGAUAUGAGCCUUCUUAUCCUGAGGUACCUCUGGUAGACAGGGCAGCCCAAAACUUAAACUAUAUUUUUGAAAUUGACACUUUCAAGCCAGGAUUUAAAGUGGUUAGAAAAACUGACAAUGUUGUGAUAUUUGAUUCAAAUAAUUUCUUAAAUUUCAUCUACUCCAAUCAGUUUUUACAAAUCAGUAGCAAACUGCCAUCUAAAUACAUUUACGGGAUUGGAGAUCAUACAUCGAAUUUACUCCUAAAUACUCAAUGGAACAGAUUUACACUUUGGAAUCAUGAUUUGCCACCAAUGCCUGAUAAAAACCUUUAUGGUUCCCAUCCAUUUUAUUUAAUGAUAGAAAACUCUACAUCUAGCCACGGGGUGUUUCUUCUUAAUAGUAAUGCCAUGGAUGUAAUUUUACAACCGACUCCUGCCAUAACGUUUCGCACAAUAGGUGGAAUCAUAGAUUUAUACUUUUUUAUGGGCCCCACUCCAAGUGACGUAAUAGACCAAUACACUGACUUAAUUGGGCGGCCAUACAUGCCGCCAUAUUGGUCUCUAGGUUAUCACUUGUGUAGAUUUGGCUACAAAAGCUUAAAUCAAACCAAGGAAAUCAUGGAGAAUAAUCUUAAAGCAGGAAUAUUCCUUGAUACACAGUGGAACGAUUUGGACUAUAUGAACAACAGCAAUGAUUUCACGUAUGAUAAAGAAAAUUACGAUGGACUACCGAGGUUCGUUAAUGAGUUACAUGAAAGGGGCAUGCACUAUGUGCCUCUUGUCGAUCCUGGGGUGAGUGCUGGAGAAAAGCUGGGUAGUUAUCCACCAUAUGAUGUCGGAAUUAAGAUGGAUAUUUUUGUGAAGAAUGCUAGCGGACAACCAUUUAUUGGAAAGGUGUGGAACUCCCAUUCAACAGUCUGGCCCGAUUUCACCCAUCCGACCACAGUAGACUACUGGACUCAAAUGCUCAAGUCCUUCCAUAAUCAAGUGGCUUUUGACGGGGCGUGGAUCGACAUGAACGAACCAUCCAAUUUUUUAUCGGGAUCUUUUAGCGGAUGCCCCAAAUCUAACCUCGAGAGCCCCCCGUAUCUGCCUGCCGUAGAUGGGGGAGUUUUAAACUAUAAAACCAUGUGUAUGAGCGCCAAACAUUAUGCCGGUUUACAUUACGAUGUCCAUAACGUUUACGGGUUAACUGAAGCCAUAAUUACCAGUUUUGCUUUAGCAGAAAUUAGAGGUAAACGCCCCCUGGUAAUUUCCAGGGCCUCUUUUAGCGGUUUAGGUCACUAUGCCGGACAUUGGAGUGGAGAUGUUUUCUCGACUUGGGAUGGACUUAAGCAAAGCAUUCCCCAUCUGUUAAGCUUCUCGUUGUAUGGGAUACCACUAAUGGGCGCGGACAUAUGCGGUUUUAAUGGUAACACCACGGUAGCGCUGUGCAACAGAUGGCAGCAGCUUGGAGCUUUUUAUCCCUUUUCGAGAAAUCACAACACCGACGAUGGGAUACCUCAAGAUCCGGCUUCAAUGGGUGACCUUGUGGUGACCUCUACUAAAAACGCUUAUGCUGUUAGAUACGCCUUGUUGCCGUACCUGUAUACGUUGUUCUUUAGGGCUCACGUUUUUGGUGAAACUGUCGCCAGACCCCUCUAUUUUGAAUUCUAUAAAGACCAAGAAACAUAUGGGAUUGACAAAGAGUUCUUAUGGGGAGGAGGGCUUUUAAUUGUUCCCGUUUUAGAGGAAGGUGCAACCUCUGUGUUGGCAUACCUCCCAGAAUCCAUAUGGUACGACUAUUACAGCAAAUAUUUCAUAGAAAGCAAGGGCGAGUAUACGAACCUUUCCGCACCUUUGGAUACCAUUCCGAUUUUUAUAAGGGGUGGUAAUAUUUUACCCGCGCAACAGCCCAAACAAACCACAACGGAAAGUAGAAAAACGAAAAUUCAGUUGUUGGUCGCUCCCGAUGCGAAUGGGGAAGCUUUCGGGGAAUUGUUUUGGGACGACGGUGAUUCUUUGAAUACCAUUGAGGAGAAGCGCUAUACGCUGAUAAACUUUAGCUUGGAAAAUGGGACUUUAAGGUCUGAAAAUGGUAAUUGGGCAGAGGAAUAUCCACCUAACUUGGGAUCAGUUAUUAUUAUGGGUAUUAAGCAGUCUGUUAGUCAAGUUGAUGUUAAUACUGCCUCUGUACCUUUCAAAUAUGAUACAGUGCAUAAGUUUUUAACCAUUGACAAUCUGAAUGUGUCUUUCGAACAUCCAGUGGUCAUCAGUUGGAAGUAAGAAACUAAAAAAGGAGUUUUUUGGAGUUUAUGCUUCAAACGAAAGUAAUUGUUACCCUCCAAUAUUAUAGCCUUGGUGUGUGUACCCCUAUGAUAAUCAUAGCUUAUAAGUUACCAAAAAUGGUGAUAAAUAAAUAUUUUGCUUAAUAACUAUUGUAGCUAUAAAACUAAGCCAAAUGUUAUAGUGCCAGAUAUAGUAAAAUAAUUUUGUAUUAAUUUGAGACAUAUAUAUAUAUUUUUAAAUUCUGUGAUACGUUUCUAAACUCUCUAAAUUUUGAUGUUCUGACACUGUUAAGUUAAGAUUUAAAGGCUGAUUUGAUUUUUGUUUGUGCCAACAAAAUUUAAGCUCAUUUUAGUAAUAGCUCUUAGUAACUUUAAGGAAUACGUUAAUGUCAUCUAGAAUAUAAGUAUAUUUAGGUAAAUGGAUGUUCCUGAUCUCCUAAUUGCACUUUUUUGCAACACUUUGCACCAUUUCGUCCAAACUAGAUGUUCCAUUUUUGACAAAUUUUAGAUUUUCAACGUUGUACUUUAGAUUAUAGGGCGAAUGUUUUAAGAAAUCAUGUGAUAUUUUGAAAAAUGGUUACCCUCGAUGCUUGUACUUAAAUUUAAAUAUUACUAUGUAUGCUUUUGACUUACAUAACUUUAUAUACAGAUCAUAGGCAUCUUUACCUCAAUUUAACUAAACUUAAAUCUCUUAAAAGGUCUCCACAAUCUCUUUAGUGGAGGUAAUUUGUUGUAGUAGACUAAAUUUUAGAAAAUAUAUGUAAUAUUUCAGUCA
Messenger RNA from Anthonomus grandis grandis, 4034 nucleotides. RefSeq names its product lysosomal alpha-glucosidase-like. The transcript is spliced from 17 exons. NCBI's taxonomy places the organism in Eukaryota, Metazoa, Arthropoda, Insecta, Coleoptera, Curculionidae. Gene Ontology annotation, biological process: carbohydrate metabolic process. The coding region runs from base 183 to 3257 and encodes 1024 amino acids. The record is from RefSeq and is a predicted model, not a curated record. Gene Ontology annotation, molecular function: alpha-1,4-glucosidase activity; carbohydrate binding.